CUCAGACAGACACACACACACACAAACUCUGAGGCAGACACGCAAUUCAGGACUUCUGAAACGGCGAAAUGUAGAUAAGUUGUGGGAAGGGGAUAAAUGGUGUUGGUGGGCCACAAUCCGCCUCCACGGGUUUCCUCUACCGACGGUUCCAUCCCCUUCCUGAUCUCGGAGACACGACACGAUGGACGAGAACGAGACCAUUGCGAGGAGGCAUCUCGCAGGAACUGAUUCACAGGCCCCUUCGGGAGAUGAACCUGAUGUAUCGUACGUGGAACUUGAUGUCACGUCCCUCUCGGCGCCCCGGGUUCGCAGAGAUGAAGACGGCCUGACCUCCACCUACGCAGAGCUGAACUUUCCGAAAGACGAGCCCCUCAUCAAAGAGGAUGAGUCUCCUCCAAAUGCCUCGGAAGCCCGAAAGCUGCCAAACAGUGGCCACACAGGUCCACAUAAACGGGAGUCAAAAGAGAACAUCGGAAAUACACCGUACCGGAAGAUCUGCCUAUUCUGUCUCGUUGCAUCCGCCCUUAUCGCGAUAGUGGCCGGGCUCUCGAUCUAUGUGUUACAGAUACGUCAGUCUCAAAUCACCUCCAACCGAAACCAACAGAUACUCUGCCAAUUCCUGAAAACUAGUAGAGAGCAAUCGUGUUCCCAGGACUGGAUCAAAAAUGAAGACCGCUGUUAUUUCAUAUCCACGUUGGAAACAUCUUACGAUGGAGCGAAGAAAAAUUGUUCAAACUUUGAUGCAAGAUUGCUGGAAAUAAAUUCAAAAGAGGAGGAGAAUGCUGUUUCAAACGCUCUCGUUCAUCAAGACAGAACAUAUUGGAUUGCAAAAUGCGCACACGGGGAAGCGGUUUCCAGUCUUAUGUACAAGCAUUACAGUGGAACGUCCGCCUGCGGUAACUGCGACUCGAAACAAUGGAGGGACCUUUGCAAUGGUCAACACCAUUUCAUCUGCGAGAAGUCUGAACAUUUGUUCAAGCAUAUUCCCGAAAAGAUCCAGGAUCUCUGUCAACAGUCCCUAAGAACAACUUGAAUCACAUUACAAUCCGUUUUCCUCCCCCGUCUCUCUGCACCACUCUUAUCCUCACAGUCCCUUUACUCCCACUCUGUCCCUCCCCCAACCAUUCUCCUACACAACUCGCAUCUCCUUCCCCCCAACACUCUCCUACAUUCAUUUUUCUCCACCAAUCUCCUUCUUUCUCGCCAUCUAUCCCACUCUUCUCUCCCUCUGCACCGUUCUCCACACCCCCUUCUCUGUUACCUAUCUCCCUCUUCUCCACCCACUCUCACCACACUCUUGGGCACUCUAUUCCACAUAUUCCUCACCCUGGGGUAAACGACUGGGCGCAUUCACUCUAUCUACGCCCCUCGAGGUUUUAUACCCUAUAAUGUCACCCUUGCUCCCCAAAGAAUAAACUCCUCACGCCAGCCCGGUUUCCACAACUCAGCCACGCGAAUCCCGGCAACAUCCUCUUAAUCUCCCUCUGCACUCUUUCCAGCUCAUCUUUCCUACAGCAGGGCGACCAGAACCGAACACAGUACUCCAGGUGUCGGUUCACCGAUGUCUUGUACAACUGCAAUGUGACCUCCCGACUCCUGUACUCAGAGAGGACCAGCGUGCCACAUGUCCUGUCUAUCUGCAUCGCGUGUUUGUCAUGGGAAUCAUCAUCUGAUUUAUUGUCUGUGACUUACCCCACCGUAGAGCUGAUCAUUUGUACAAUCAGUACUGUGCAAAGAUGUAAAUUUAAUGUGUUCCAAAAAUUAAUAAAUACAUCAA
Molecule: messenger RNA, 1777 nt
Organism: Hypanus sabinus (Atlantic stingray)
Lineage: Eukaryota; Metazoa; Chordata; Chondrichthyes; Myliobatiformes; Dasyatidae
Product: killer cell lectin-like receptor subfamily B member 1B allele C
Exons: 9
Coding region: 182-1033 (283 amino acids)
Source: RefSeq, a predicted model, not a curated record